Naegleria gruberi is the source of this 501-nucleotide messenger RNA. RefSeq lists its product as uncharacterized. Gene Ontology annotation, cellular component: multivesicular body. Lineage: Eukaryota; Heterolobosea; Eutetramitea; Acrasida; Naegleriidae. The record is from RefSeq and is a predicted model, not a curated record. Bases 1 to 501 code for a protein of 166 amino acids. Gene Ontology annotation, biological process: vesicle budding from membrane; late endosome to vacuole transport via multivesicular body sorting pathway. The transcript has a single exon.
AUGAAAAAGAAUGAUAAACCCUCCGCAAUGGCUUGUCUGAAAAGAAAAAAACAAUAUGAAGUGCAAGCACAACGACUUGAUCAACAAAUCUUGAAUAAUGAACAAAUGAAACUUACAUUAGAAAAUGCUGCAACAGACAUUGAAACACUCAAAUCACAACAACAAGCAUCGAAGGCUAUGAAGCAAAUCUUUAAAGAAACUGGUGGAAUUGAUAAAGUGGAGGAUAUCAUGGAUGAGGUGCAAGAUACAAUGGCCACUGCCAAUGAAUUAGGACAAGCUCUUGCUCAAGAUCUCGGUUCAGGACAAAUCAUUGAUGAAGGUGAAUUAGAGGAUGAAUUAGAUAUGUUAGAACAAGAAGAACUCGACAAGCAAAUGUUGGGCAUGAAGCAAACAAAGGUUCCAUCCGGACCAAUCAAGAGUGGUGUUGGUGCUAAACCAGUUAAAAGUGCUCAAGAAGUGGAUGAUGAACUUGCUGAAUUGGAAGCCGAACUUAAUGCUUAA